Messenger RNA from Ilyonectria robusta, 534 nucleotides. RefSeq lists its product as uncharacterized. The record is from RefSeq and is a predicted model, not a curated record. The coding region runs from base 1 to 534 and encodes 177 amino acids. Lineage: Eukaryota; Fungi; Ascomycota; Sordariomycetes; Hypocreales; Nectriaceae. The transcript has 3 exons.
AUGGCCCCUGCGCAAGUUAAAGGCGACAUCCCGACACACGGCUCCACCUUCAUCAAGCACCUCCUGAACUACCCCGUCUUCAAGGACGGCGAUCAGAAGGCCGACGAGUACGGCCAAAAGUCUAUUCAGCUCGGCAACUCUGCCUAUAAGACCUUCGCCGCCCCCGUCCUGCCUGCCCUGGUUCGCCAAGCCCAUCGAGCCGAUGAGCUCGGCGACAACACCCUCAAUCGCAUCGAUGAGCGUUUCCCCAUAGUCAAGAAGCCCACCAGCGAACUCUACAACGAAGCCAAGGGUCUCAUCCUGCUGCCAUACACCAAGGGCCUCAAGGGAAAGGACCAUGUUCUCCAGGUCUACUCCACCGAGUAUAAUAAGAACGAGCAGGCCGGCUUGGUCGCCGACCUGGUCGCCCACGGCAAGGCGGUCUUCACGACAAUUCUCCUCGUUAGCAACGAGACGCUAAGUUGGCUCAGCAGCUUCGUCAGCGCCAAGAAGGCUGAGGCGACGCAGAAGGUCAACGAUAAGAUCAACCAGUAG